Messenger RNA from Drosophila yakuba, 1325 nucleotides. RefSeq lists its product as uncharacterized. The coding region runs from base 71 to 1024 and encodes 317 amino acids. NCBI's taxonomy places the organism in Eukaryota, Metazoa, Arthropoda, Insecta, Diptera, Drosophilidae. The record is from RefSeq and is a predicted model, not a curated record. The transcript has a single exon.
CCGUCUGGUCACAUUGUAUUACCCAAGAACAUAAUAUUUACUUAUUUAUAAUAGCUCUUACUUAUUUACAAUGGAGGGACUAAACGAUGACUGCGUGUGUAAUAUACUGGAGUUCCUGCCGCUCGUGGAGCAAAUCAAGAUGGCCAGGCUGGCGCCGCGGUUUGAAGAGCUCCUAUGCCUUAUUGUGUGGCGAAAGCCGCGCUACCGGAAGGUUUCCGUAUCCGAUUCCAUGCUGGAGCCGUUGAGUAAGGAGGACUACAUAUAUUUCUUCGAACUGACGAGCCCUGCAAUGGAGGAGCUGUACAUUUGGAACGUGCACAAGAAGGCCUUCGACUCGUACUUGGGUCGCCAUCUGAUGCGACCCGAAUUGUCCUUCUACCUGCGCCGGGACUACAGCAAUCUCCGCGAGCUCUGCAUUGCGGAUGAGAACAUGAACAAUAGCAUGAUAAGCACUAUUGCUAAGAGCUGUCGUCAGCUGCGUAGCCUGAGCGUUUCCAGUGCGUACAUCACGGGAAAGUACCUUACUGGACUCUCCAAUUUAGAGACCCUAGUGGCACCCGAAUGCUCCGUGGAGCUGCCCCUUCUCACAGAGUUGCUGGAACAAGUUCAUCUGAAGCAUCUGGACCUCACCUCAAAUCGGUAUCCCGUAGAGGCGACUAUUCUGCAGACGGAGGGAAGCAAACGACUAGAGCGACUUGGGCUAUCGGAUGCCGAAGAUUACGGCUUCCCACUGGCCGAUAGUCUGCCUCAACUAAACACGCUGGUGGUGAGCUACCACAAGGUAAGCACCCAGGAACAACUAGCCAUGCUGGAGACAACGCGCACGCGUGUGGAGCAAGCCUCAAGAAAAUAUCCCAAGCGCCUGCAAUCGAUCUUGUGCAAUGUGGUGGAUGUGGAGGUGGCCCUCGAGAAGAUUGCAGGCCUUCAAAAACGGCCUCCCAGGGACAACCCAAAGUUCAAUGAGCUUCUGAAGAUCAUGUACUUCUUGUCGAAUCCGCAGGCCGGAGAUAAGAAAUCACCUUGAGAUGGUCAUGGAUCUUCCUCGGAGCUGCCCCCCCACAUUUGCCCCUGUAAAUACAUAAAUAGGUACUUAGACGUCACCCAAGUGACAAGUGGAACUGAUAUGAUUAUCUGCUACUAGCUGCUCCCCAUGGUAAUUAUGUGUCUUCUCAGAUAAGGCUCGUGUUUGGUUUUUUUUUGUUUGUUUACCAAUAAUUUUUCGGCGCCAUGUACAAACACUUCUAUCGGUUUUGGAAUGUAUACCGAAAUUAUGUUUACGCUACCCUGGAAGAUGGCAUUAAACCUUACCACAGAUGCAAUAAUAA